This is a messenger RNA of Sinocyclocheilus anshuiensis, 1951 nucleotides long. Its product is annotated as cytochrome P450 4V2-like. NCBI's taxonomy places the organism in Eukaryota, Metazoa, Chordata, Actinopteri, Cypriniformes, Cyprinidae. The record is from RefSeq and is a predicted model, not a curated record. The transcript is spliced from 8 exons. The coding region runs from base 172 to 1281 and encodes 369 amino acids. Gene Ontology annotation, molecular function: iron ion binding; oxidoreductase activity, acting on paired donors, with incorporation or reduction of molecular oxygen; heme binding.
GGGUCACUGGCCAUCUGUCCAAACGCAGCAGAGUCCAGAAACACCGAAAUUGAAUAUAAAAUGAUCUCCAUGUUCACUUUACAGUAUUAAAGCUAUGUUGAGGUCACAGACUUGACUCUUCCCAACUUUUCUUCCCACAGCACAGGGGAGAAGUGGCGUAACCGGCGGAAAAUGCUGACUCCAACCUUCCACUUCUCCAUCCUCUCUGACUUCCUAGAGGUGAUGAACGAACAAACCGAUAUUUUGAUACAAAAGAUGCAGAAGCACAUGGACGGAGAGCCAUUCAACUGCUUCAGCUACAUAACAUUAUGUGCUUUGGAUAUCAUAUGCGAAACUGCAAUGGGAAAGAAGAUCUAUGCUCAGAGCAAUUCUGACUCUGAGUAUGUCCAAAGUGUCUAUAAGAUGAGUGACAUCAUCACCAAGAGACAGAGGGCACCAUGGCUGUGGCCAGACUGGAUCUACAAUAAGUUAGAGGAAGGCAAAGAACAUUCCAGAAGACUGACGAUUCUCCAUUCCUUCACUGCAAGUGUCAUCAAGGAAAGAGCAAAGUUCACUAGCUCUGAACCUGACAGUGAUUCUGACCAGGGGCCUAGGAAAAGACAGGCCUUCCUAGAUAUGCUGUUAAAAAGUACUUAUGAGGAUGGACAGAAUUUGAGUCAUGAGGACAUUCAGGAGGAAGUGGACACCUUCAUGUUUGAGGGUCAUGAUACCACAGCAGCUUCAAUGAACUGGGCUUUACAUCUGAUUGGCUCCCAUCCUGAGGUCCAGAAGGCAGUGCAGGCAGAACUACAGGAAGUGUUCGGUUCGUCAGACCGCCACGUGGGGGUGGAGGACCUGAAAAAGCUGCGCUGCCUGGAGUGUGUCAUCAAGGAGAGUCUGCGGAUCUUCCCCUCCGUGCCUCUGUUUGCACGCAGCAUCUGCGAGAGCUGUCGGAUCAAUGGCUUCAAGGUCCCAAAAGGAGUGAAUGCUGUUAUCAUACCAUAUGCUCUUCACCGGGACCCACGCUACUUUCCAGAACCUGAGGAAUUUCGACCGGAAAGGUUUCUGCCAGAGAACAGCAAAGGGAGGCAUCCAUAUGCGUACAUCCCUUUCUCUGCAGGGCCAAGAAACUGCAUCGGCCAGCGCUUCGCCAUGAUGGAGGAGAAGGUAGUUCUUGCUACGAUCUUGCGUCACUUUGACGUAGAGGCGUGUCAGAGCCGUGAGGAGCUGCGGCCUCUGGGGGAACUCAUUCUGCGUCCCGAGAAGGGCAUUUGGAUCAAACUACAAAGAAGAACCAAAUAACUCUCGCCACCAUUAAAACUUAAGGUAGCUUUACUUCUCAAAUCACUGGCGUGCUAAAGAGGUGUUGUGCUGCUAUGAGCAAAUUCAAACACAGCUUACUGACUUUUUUUUUUGCAUUUUCUGUGCUGAUUUUAUUGGAAAUUCUACAAUGGAAAAAGGAGAGCUGAGAGUACCAGACUUGUAUCAGUAGCUAAAGGCGUAAUCAAAUUAGUCAAAAUAUUAUAUAAACAAACACCCAAGGGGAGGCAGAAGUUUGUGAAUGACAGGCGUUCAGAACUUUCUGCAGAGUUCUGAUUCCAUGUGGAGCUAGUUAUAAGUUAGAAAUAGUGUACAGCCAGCCACUCAAUAGCACAAAAUAAGCCAAGAUAGGGUGAUCAGUUUAUUGACUACCCCAGCACAGCUACUUACCGUAUAAAUGUACAUAAUAUAUUGAUUUAUUUGAGUUUAAAUUAUUUCAUCAUGAGAGAAGAAAUAGACUGAGUAUAGUACAUGAAAUUUGCACAGGAAGUGCAACAACUAUAAAUUAUGCAGUCUAGUGGUAAUUAAAUAAAUAUAUCUAACCACAGAAUGACUUAUAUACCUGAUAUCAGUAUAUUAGAAUCAAGUCUGUAAAAUCAGCUGAAUUGAGGCAAAACUAUUUUUGCACUUACUUACCUAUGUAUUGAAAACA